This is a messenger RNA of Menidia menidia (Atlantic silverside), 765 nucleotides long. NCBI's taxonomy places the organism in Eukaryota, Metazoa, Chordata, Actinopteri, Atheriniformes, Atherinopsidae. The record is from the annotation of a GenBank genome assembly.
AUGAACCCCGUCUUCCGGAAGCUGCAGGUUUCUGUCUCCCAACAUGCUCUCAUGCUGAAUAGAAGCCUUCCAAUAUGCAGGUCCACGCCGUCCAUCCGGCACCCCGUGUGGUGCGCGGCGUCCGCUAACGACCGACUAUACAGAAGCAUGCCGACCCACGGGAUUGGCCGGUGGAGGAAUUUCUUACCCAAGCAGGCGCCAAAGAAAAAGAAGGACAAGCAGCAGAUGAAGCAGAUCGUGGCGGCGACCGGCACGGCGCACGGCACCCUGAACGUGGCGGUGUCUGGCUACGACAUGACGGUGGUGGAGCACUACUCGCAGUUCAUCCACAACCUCUGCAACCGGCUGGGCGUCAAAGUGGCAGAAAGGCGAGUUCCCCCAUGUCCCGUUCCGAGGCGUCCCUACGCGCUGCCCACUGAAGCCACGGAGGUGCUGCUGGUCCAGGAGCAGGGCGCCAAGACCUACGUGGACGCCGUCCUGAAGACCCACCGGCGGGUGGUCCAGGUGAAGCCCCGCCCCCCGCCGCCGCUAGAGCGCGAAGCCUCCGGGCCCGUGCCGAGCGCCGGCCGCUCAGUGCUGCCCUCUCUGUGUGUCCAGGUCAGCAGCCUGGAUUCCACCCUGUGUCCCGUCUUCAUGGACGUGGUUCUGAAGAAUCAGCCGGAGGGCGUCCAGCUCUCUGUAAAGGAGCACACGGAGGCAGAUUACCAAGCCCGCUUCAAGGCACGCCCCGAACUGGAAGGCCUCAUCGCCCAGAUGAACCAAUAG